Molecule: messenger RNA, 891 nt
Organism: Puntigrus tetrazona (Sumatra barb)
Lineage: Eukaryota; Metazoa; Chordata; Actinopteri; Cypriniformes; Cyprinidae
Product: cytochrome c oxidase assembly factor 7
Exons: 4
Coding region: 138-842 (234 amino acids)
Cellular component (GO): mitochondrial intermembrane space
Molecular function (GO): protein binding
Source: RefSeq, a predicted model, not a curated record
CGGGGUCUACGGAAGCCCGUUGGUGACUGCGAACGAAACAGGAAGCGAUCUCCGGCUUCUGCGCGCGUGUAGAGUGAAAUUUUAACUAAUCGGUGACCAAGGUCAAGAGUUGUGGACUCGAGAUCUUCGGCCGCUGUAUGCAAGGCUACCUCAUGGCCGGCUUGAUUAACUUUGAGGACGAACAGGAGGUGAAGCAGUUUUUGGAUAACUUAGGAGUGGAGUACAGUUAUCAGUGUCACCGGGAGAAGGACCCUGAAGGCUGUCAGAGGUUGGCGGAUUAUCUGGAGGGCGUGAAGAAGAACUACGAGUCCGCCGCCCAGGUUCUCAAGAACAACUGCGAGGUCAAUGGCCACGGAGAGAGCUGCUAUAAGCUCGGCGCCUAUCAUGUCGCCGGCAAAGGUGGUGUGACGAAGUGUUUAAAGACCGCAUACUCCUGUUUUAUGAAGGCAUGUAACAGCAAAGGGAAGAAGUCGAUGGAUGCCUGUCACAACAUAGCUCUGCUUGCCCACGACGGGCGAGCCUUGGAGGGGGGGGUCGAUGCGAAGGCGGCUCGGCGGUACUACGAGAAGGCCUGCGAGGGAGGCUUCGCCCCCAGCUGUUUUAACCUGAGCGCCCUUUUGAUCCAGGGCUUUCAAGGGGUGGAAAAAAACAUGCCGCUGGCUCUGAAGUACGCCCUGCGAGCCUGCGAGCUAGGACACGUGUGGGGCUGCGCCAAUGCCAGUCGCAUGUACAAACUGGGCGACGGGACACAUAAGGAUGAUCGGAAAGCAGAGGAGCUGAAGAACAGGGCCAGUGAACUCCACGGACAGCAACAAGAACGCCAGCUGAAAUUUGGGGAGUGAGAGAUCAUUGCCAGUUCACGCCCCAACCCCCACUCCCCCCCCGAACUCA